Messenger RNA from Micropterus dolomieu (smallmouth bass), 5162 nucleotides. RefSeq names its product doublecortin-like kinase 3 (gene dclk3). The transcript has 11 exons. Lineage: Eukaryota; Metazoa; Chordata; Actinopteri; Centrarchiformes; Centrarchidae. Gene Ontology annotation, molecular function: ATP binding; protein kinase activity. Gene Ontology annotation, biological process: protein phosphorylation; intracellular signal transduction. The coding region runs from base 460 to 4449 and encodes 1329 amino acids. The record is from RefSeq and is a predicted model, not a curated record.
UUAAACGUCUAUAUGGCCAGUGAAACGCCCCUCAUUAACAUUAAUAGCUACGCACUGACUGCAUAAAGAAAAGGACGGCCAAUUUUGAAAAGCUAAAAACCGAAAUUUAAGUCAAUGUGACACUGACGUUCCUUUUGGUGAAGUUGAAGCAUGUUGUUAAACGCACUUUAACGCAAGUUUGUGCGCCGGAGCUCCACCCCUUUAUAACCGAUCUGCAGGAAGGGGCGUCCCUCUUGAGUAGUGAUGUCGCUGACUGGAGGGUGAAACACAAGCAAGACGGGAUGAGCCAGAAGUCUAGCUUGACGUGUGUCCAUGGCAACCGCAGUAGCUACACCGGGUCCGGUCAUCUCCCGGCGCCUACCGUUACCUUUCCUGGAAGAUAACAGCUGGGGGCACGACCAAAGCAACUUAUUGGGAAAUAAAAGAGAAGUAAAUGUCGCCGAGUUGUUUUAGAAAGUCAUGACGCCCUCUCAGAGAGCCCGGUACGGAUGCGAAGCGGCACGUAACGCUAAAUGGAGAACUGCAGCUCCUCUGGCCCCCUUGCUGAAGCGUGGUGGCGGCGCACCCCAGUCACGGCCCAUUCACUCCCAACCUGUGGGACAGGUUCACAGGCCCCACUUCCCUCCUCCUCCUCACCUCCCUCUCUUCCAUACCCGCCAUGCAGAGGAGAGCGGCGAGAGGCCCCAUCUGGUCACCAUCGUCCGCCCCUGUGGUCAAAGUACACUACGCAAGGUAACGGUCCUCUUGAACCGUAGAGGUGUGGUGUCCUUCGAGCAGCUGCUAUUGGAUAUCUCUGAGGCAUUGGGGUUUCCUCGCUGGCACAGAGCCAGAGUCACACGCCUGUACACGACCCAUGCACGAGAGGUAAAAGGUAUAUGUGAUUUCUUCCGAGGCGAGGUGGCCUUUCUGGCGCUGGGGAAGGCUCGUCCAGAGCUGAGCAGUGUGCAGGAAGCCCUGGAGGAGCUGUUUCCAGAUCAUUCCCACUACCGGACUGAUGCGCUGCGGGCCUGGGAGAAAAGACUUCGUCCGGUGCCAGACAAAGCAGCUAAGGCCGACAGCGGAUACAGUGAGGGGACGGACAACGGCGAGUCACACGCUAACCAAGAGACACACCAGGACACAAAUACACAUCAUACUAACAAACACACAAUGACACAGCCGCCUCAACACAUAGACACACACCAGCCUGAAGAUUAUAACUCAGAUGGUCAGAAGAGUCAUAAAAAGAAUUCAUGCCGAAAACCUGCUCACCUCCCCAACCACCUGCAGAGACUGCGUGUGAGGGGUGAGGUAAGAGAGCGACAGCCUUCUGUCAUUGGUCCAUUUAAACAUGAGGAAGCUCUUAGAGAAGCAUACAUACCCUCUCCUAUACUGUGUGAGAACUGCUUAGCAAGGACAGCUAAACAUCAGGGUCCAGAACGGCUCAAUCCACUGUCAGGGAGGGUCCCACUUCCUCCUGUGUCGAGGAAGCAAAAAGGAAGUUCUUACACAGAACAGGAAGUGAGGAAAUUGUGCGUUCAUAUCACCCCUCCACCUCCUCCUUCAAUCAGCAGAGAUGAGGAGGAGAGUGUUGCCCAGCUGCAACUUUCAGAUCCACUUCCAGAUGUGGGUCACAGACACAAGGACAUACAGCAGAGGACAACCUUUGACCUUACACUUUCCAUAAUCCAACUCUUGCUUUCUGUCUUUGUUCUUCCAUCCCUGUCCUCCUCUCCCCCUGCUUCAGCUCCUCUGGCCCCCUUGCUGAAGCGUGGUGGCGGCGCACCCCAGUCACGGCCCAUUCACUCCCAACCUGUGGGACAGGUUCACAGGCCCCACUUCCCUCCUCCUCCUCACCUCCCUCUCUUCCAUACCCGCCAUGCAGAGGAGAGCGGCGAGAGGCCCCAUCUGGUCACCAUCGUCCGCCCCUGUGGUCAAAGUACACUACGCAAGGUAACGGUCCUCUUGAACCGUAGAGGUGUGGUGUCCUUCGAGCAGCUGCUAUUGGAUAUCUCUGAGGCAUUGGGGUUUCCUCGCUGGCACAGAGCCAGAGUCACACGCCUGUACACGACCCAUGCACGAGAGGUAAAAGGUAUAUGUGAUUUCUUCCGAGGCGAGGUGGCCUUUCUGGCGCUGGGGAAGGCUCGUCCAGAGCUGAGCAGUGUGCAGGAAGCCCUGGAGGAGCUGUUUCCAGAUCAUUCCCACUACCGGACUGAUGCGCUGCGGGCCUGGGAGAAAAGACUUCGUCCGGUGCCAGACAAAGCAGCUAAGGCCGACAGCGGAUACAGUGAGGGGACGGACAACGGCGAGUCACACGCUAACCAAGAGACACACCAGGACACAAAUACACAUCAUACUAACAAACACACAAUGACACAGCCGCCUCAACACAUAGACACACACCAGCCUGAAGAUUAUAACUCAGAUGGUCAGAAGAGUCAUAAAAAGAAUUCAUGCCGAAAACCUGCUCACCUCCCCAACCACCUGCAGAGACUGCGUGUGAGGGGUGAGGUAAGAGAGCGACAGCCUUCUGUCAUUGGUCCAUUUAAACAUGAGGAAGCUCUUAGAGAAGCAUACAUACCCUCUCCUAUACUGUGUGAGAACUGCUUAGCAAGGACAGCUAAACAUCAGGGUCCAGAACGGCUCAAUCCACUGUCAGGGAGGGUCCCACUUCCUCCUGUGUCGAGGAAGCAAAAAGGAAGUUCUUACACAGAACAGGAAGUGAGGAAAUUGUGCGUUCAUAUCACCCCUCCACCUCCUCCUUCAAUCAGCAGAGAUGAGGAGGAGAGUGUUGCCCAGCUGCAACUUUCAGAUCCACUUCCAGAUGUGGGUCACAGACACAAGGACAUACAGCAGAGGACAACCUUUGACCUUCCCUCGGACGGCCGUGAUGUCACCAUGGCAGAUGUUGAACGUUGCUAUGAUAUUGGACGUGUGGUUGGAGAUGGCAACUUUGCGGUAGUGCGAGAGUGCCGGCGUCGGGACAAUGGGCAAACCCUUGCCGUGAAGAUUGUCGAACGCUCCAAGCUGAUUGGUCGAGAGCACAUGAUGCAGAAUGAGCUGAGCCUUCUGGGCAGCCUCUGUCACCCUCGCAUAGUGCGGCUGUUUGCGCACCACCACACACGUACUCACUCCUAUCUGGUGAUGGAGCUGGUGAGCGGGGGGGAUCUGUUUGAGGCCAUCAGUGAGAGGGGGAAGUUUUCAGAGGCAGAGGCGGGACUGAUGGUGUCAGAUGUGAGUGAAGCACUGAAUUACAUCCACUGCAAAAGUAUCGUCCACAGAGACCUCAAACCAGAAAACCUACUGAUAGAGUAUGUGGCUGCUGGCAUCUGCAGGCUGAAACUGGGAGACUUUGGUCUUGCCAUGGUUGUGACUGAACCAGUCUUCACCAUAUGUGGCACACCCACGUAUGUAGCCCCAGAGAUUCUCCAUGAGACAGGUUAUGGUGUUUCAGUGGAUGUAUGGGCUCUGGGUGUUAUUCUCUAUGUCCUGCUGUGUGGAUUCCCCCCAUUUCGCAGCCGGGAUCGGGACCAGGAAGAGCUGUUCCAGCUAAUAAAACAGGGACAACUCAAUUUCCUGUCCCCCUACUGGGACCCCAUCUCAGAAGAAGCCAGAGGCCUUGUCAGAGCUCUAAUUCAGCCAGAUCCCACAGUGAGGCUGACAGCGGAGCAGACCUUGCUGCAUCCCUGGGUGAAGGCUAUGGCUUCCAUUUGCAGGCAGAGGGCGCUCACAGACAAAACUCAGAGGAACCCCACAAAUACUGGAGCAGAACCAGACACAGUCCAGAUGCUAGCUCAGACCAAUGCAACAGAAACAAUCACAGACAAAACACCAGCACACACCAGUAGCGAGGGAGAAAACACAUAUAAAGAGCUCAGCAGGCAGGACGAGAGACACACUGAGUUGAACACAGGAAGAGGACCAGAUGACAAACCACCACAGCUACAAUCAAAAGAGACCAGUACAAUUUACACCAUAUCUCCACAACUCAAAGUGCACACACCUUUAGAGGCCACAUCUGGUCAACAGAGACCAGAGUGCACCUCUACAGACUCAUCCAGCAGGGGGGGCAGCAGGCGAGAAACACAGGAUCCAGGUCCCAAGCUGUCAAACACAGACUGUGACCCUGGCAGCCCUGCCAGCCCGAGUGUUGAACUCAAUCAGCUCGGUGCCCCCGCAGCCCAAACUGAGCUUCCAUCCCAGACACAGUCAAAACAAAACUGCCAACAGCAGUCACCUUCAUAUUCACCACCUUCAACCAAUCAGGCACAACAAACCACAGCGGGUCACUCGAUGCAACACCUCCCAUCCUCCAACCCAGCAGCAGCUUCUUCAUCUCACUCGCUCCAUCAGCAGAACUUCCCCUUUCCCCUGCACAACCCUCCCACAACCACCGCCCAAAACCACCCAGCCGAAAACAAUGACGAGCCGAACGUCCACAGCACCACCACCCUCCCACCCACACAGUAGUCUUGACCUUACUGUCAAUCUCCUGUUUAACCGUGUGAUUAGAUCAGGGUCAUCACUUUCAUUGUUCCGGACGAUACCACUGAUUUCUGUAGAAAUCAGAACGACCUGCAGAUGAUGUGAUUUACUCUGUCAGGAUUAAAUAGGGUUCUAAAUGAUGAGGCUAGAUAAAAUCUAAUAAAUGUGUGUAAUCCAUGUACCCUACAGUCAUAAACUGAUCAUGAGAUGUGGUGUAAUGACCGAGGCAUGUGUACAGCUAGGAUUGCAAGAGGAGGAUGGGAUGAAGCACUGUGAAUACGAUGUUGAAAUUACUGGAAUAGAGUUGAUCAAGUAGGACCUCAAUUUGGUUAUAAACAUAUUUGUAGUUUGUCAUUGUUUCUAAUGUUGUAGCAUAUUCAUAAAAUUCUUUUUAGUAUAUUUCUGGAGUGUUUUUGUUUUGGUUGUUCCUAUAUUUGUUUCUGCAAAUAAUGUUUAACCUUGAGGAUGAUAUGUUGUCAUGUCUGCCAUUCCUUGUGUAAGCUAUUUUUGACUACUUGCAACAGUGACCCAUCCUCCUUUAAUACCCCUAGAAGUCCAUUCUUUAAAAGUAUUAUGUGCUAGGGUCAUUUAACUAGCGACAUUUGUUUACUAUAUGUUCAUCUGUUCAAAUCUGUAUCAAGAAUUUUUCAUCUUAUACCUAGUAAAGGUUUGCCAUAUUUACUAAAUUCUUAACGCCA